CGGCGGGCGGCGGGUCACGUGGUGGGGCGGAGCCUGCGGCGCCGGCCGGAGCGCGUCUGGAGCGGGAUCCGGGAGAAGCUACGCUGACGCCGCGGCCCCGCGCCCGGCCGUCCCCGCCGCCGCCGCCAUGGGCAUUAAAUUUUUAGAAGUUAUCAAACCUUUCUGUGCAGUUCUACCAGAAAUUCAGAAACCUGAAAGGAAAAUCCAGUUUCGAGAGAAGGUCCUCUGGACUGCUAUCACUCUCUUCAUCUUCCUAGUAUGUUGUCAGAUACCACUGUUUGGAAUCAUGUCAUCGGAUUCUGCAGAUCCUUUCUACUGGAUGAGAGUCAUUCUUGCAUCCAACAGAGGCACUCUCAUGGAGCUGGGCAUCUCCCCGAUCGUCACAUCGGGGUUGAUUAUGCAGUUGUUAGCCGGAGCUAAAAUCAUUGAAGUUGGAGACACACCCAAAGAUCGAGCCCUGUUCAAUGGAGCCCAGAAACUGUUUGGUAUGAUCAUUACCAUUGGCCAAGCCAUUGUGUAUGUCAUGACGGGCAUGUACGGGGACCCCGCCGAGAUGGGUGCUGGCAUCUGCCUCCUCAUCAUCAUUCAGUUGUUUGUUGCUGGUUUGAUUGUGCUGCUGUUAGAUGAGCUGCUACAGAAGGGUUACGGCUUGGGGUCUGGGAUUUCCCUCUUUAUUGCCACCAACAUCUGUGAGACCAUUGUCUGGAAGGCCUUUAGUCCCACCACUAUUAACACUGGCAGAGGUACCGAGUUUGAGGGAGCGGUCAUUGCGCUGUUCCACCUGCUGGCCACCAGGACGGACAAAGUCCGGGCCUUGCGGGAGGCUUUCUACCGGCAGAACCUGCCCAACCUCAUGAACCUCAUCGCCACCGUGUUUGUGUUUGCAGUCGUCAUCUAUUUCCAGGGGUUCCGUGUUGACUUGCCCAUCAAGUCAGCCCGCUACCGAGGACAGUACAGCAGCUACCCCAUCAAGCUCUUCUACACCUCCAACAUCCCCAUUAUCCUGCAGUCCGCCCUUGUGUCCAACCUGUAUGUUAUUUCCCAGAUGCUGUCUGUUCGGUUCAGUGGCAACUUUUUAGUAAAUUUACUAGGACAGUGGGCCGAUGUGAGUGGCGGGGGCCCGGCUCGCUCUUACCCCGUGGGGGGUCUGUGUUACUACCUUUCCCCCCCGGAGUCCAUGGGGGCCAUCUUUGAGGACCCUGUCCACGUGGUCGUGUACAUCAUCUUCAUGCUGGGGUCCUGUGCGUUCUUCUCCAAGACAUGGAUUGAGGUGUCCGGCUCCUCAGCUAAAGAUGUGGCCAAGCAACUGAAGGAGCAGCAGAUGGUGAUGCGCGGCCACAGAGACACCUCCAUGGUCCACGAGCUGAACAGGUACAUCCCCACGGCGGCGGCCUUCGGCGGGCUGUGCAUCGGCGCCCUGUCGGUGCUGGCUGACUUCCUGGGCGCCAUCGGCUCCGGCACGGGGAUCCUGCUCGCAGUCACCAUUAUCUACCAAUACUUCGAGAUAUUUGUUAAGGAACAGGCAGAAGUUGGCGGGAUGGGCGCUUUGUUUUUCUGAAUGUUCCGGUAUCUCUUUGUGUGCGUGAAAGGGAAAAAAAUUUUGACACGUUUGUUUUUGUCAAACAAUGCUGGUUCCCCUUUCUCCCCGCGGUUUGUUUUGAAUUGCUGACUGGCCCUCUGCCGAGGCGGGCACCGAG
Messenger RNA from Sorex fumeus (smoky shrew), 1697 nucleotides. It is a transcript of the gene SEC61A2, whose product is annotated as SEC61 translocon subunit alpha 2. The coding region runs from base 128 to 1558 and encodes 476 amino acids. Lineage: Eukaryota; Metazoa; Chordata; Mammalia; Eulipotyphla; Soricidae. Gene Ontology annotation, molecular function: signal sequence receptor activity; transmembrane protein transporter activity; ribosome binding. The record is from RefSeq and is a predicted model, not a curated record. Gene Ontology annotation, cellular component: membrane; Sec61 translocon complex. The transcript is spliced from 12 exons. Gene Ontology annotation, biological process: SRP-dependent cotranslational protein targeting to membrane, translocation; post-translational protein targeting to membrane, translocation.